AUGCUAUGUAAGUGCAACGACACCUCCGCUGUCGCAAGAGAAAAACCACCCAAGUCUGGAAAACAUUUCCAGAGCGGUGCUGGAGUGACUGGAGUGGAUUCUUUGAUUUGGCUUGUACCUGGUCACGGCAGUGGUUGGACAUCGCAAUUGGAUGUGCUGAAACGAGAAUUGCAACAGGUCUUGCCGGAAGCCCAGUGCAUCAUCAGCAGAGCUGGAUCUGACAGUGGCACCCAGGCAAACCAGUUGCAGCAGCAAGAUUUGGAUGCGGCCGCUUUAGCGUUGGCGGAUGAGGUUUGUGAAGUUUCUGAAACGAGUCCAGAUCAAGUGAAACAAAUCAGUUUCUUGGCGAUGGGCACAGGAGGAUUGAUUGUUCGUGCUGCUGUGCCGUGGCUCGGCGCCCACCUCCGAGAGCAGUUGAUGACCUUCGUUUCAGUGGGCACACCACAUUUGGGUCUGUGGUUUCCAGCCUUGUCAUGGCCUGAAAACCUGAAACUUUGGAGGCUCAGAUGGCCAGGUGGCCCGUUGUGGUGUGAUCAGAUCACUCACAUGGAUGGACGACGCGCAGAGGGGUCCAGACUUUAUCGACUUUGUGAGUGUGACACGUCCUUUCAAUUCUUCAAGAGAGUGAUUUUGGUCGGAAGCAAUGACGACUUCGUACCACUUUGGUCAUCAUUGGUCAAUACAUCUGAGCCGAAUCCACGUGUGGAGUUGAAUCCUGGACGGCCUCGGUCUCCAGAAGUUUCUAGAGCAAACUUGCUGGUCUUUGCAAUACCCUUCCUGUGGUUGGUACGUUUGCGAGCAUGGUUUGCCCUCUCCAUCACCAUGUUGGUGUUGAUUCUAACCUUCCUGUGGACACCCCCUUCUCGUGCCUUGAAGAAACAGGUGGCACGGGUAAAGGACACGCUGCAGGACUUCGUCGUCACCGUCCAACAUUUCCGAGCAGGUGCCGGGCCGAACUUUCACGAGUUGGCCACGAGUCUUACCCAGCACCUGCCACACGAGCGGGUGUUGAAGGUUGAACUUAGCGGCGGUUGCAAUCGUGGCUGGAGUCGUGCGGGCGGAGCGAGCGGAGCGACGGGUCUGUGGCCACAGAGCUUCAGUGAGCCUCAGACCAUCCGAGAAAAGGGCGUUCCAAGCGCUGGUGGUAGGCACCAUGGGGAUGGUGCAGGACUUCCAUAUCCACGGGAGAUGGAUGCAGUGCAAGACACGGCCUGGAUUAACACCUUUGACGAGGAAUACGACAUUGAAUCCAUCACUUCAACCACUCAUCGCAGCAUUUUUCAGCCUGGAUCCCUGAGACCCUCCCGUGUGAACCGCCUGCGAGCGCAAUCUCCUGGGGCAUCCUCGGUGGUGGGCUCUGGAGAGGAUGUGCCUGGAACGGGAUCCCCUCGCAGGCGAGCUCUAUUCCAGGGUGCAACUGGAGGACGCCCAAGGGCCGCAACUUCCAGGCACUCGCGCGAUCCGCGUCCUGUGGGAGAUCGUGCCUUCACGGCGCAAUGCGCCAAAAACGUGGUGGAGCUCUUGACUGCCAGAGGUUAUGCCAAGACCUUCUCGCAUGAAAAGCUUCUGAAGGAUCCCUCGACCAAAGAGUUUUACGACGUCUUCCGCUUCCUCAUUUCUCAGCUGGACCCUCAACUGGAAGUGGAGGGCAAGAUGGAAGAUGAGGUGCCGGCCAUCAUGCGACGUCUGAAGUAUCCUGUAGAGGUGAACCGCUCCAAAUUGCAGGCCAUCAGUGGUCCUAACACCUGGCCGCAGCUCCUGGCAGUGCUGGAUUGGCUCACCAUGCUGGUCCGAAUCAACGACGACCUGGUGGAGCCUCUGGCAGCGUGCCAGUUGGGUUUAGCCGACCUGGGGGACCCUGAUCGAGAUGCAGGUGACCACCAUGUCCUCCGAUCGCUGCAUGAGAACUACUUGAGUUUCCUCAGUGGGAAAGAUGAGUGUGGCGAUGAAGAGAGGCUUCGGAUGAUCUACACUCAGCGCAUCGAAGCUUUACAAGCUGAAAUUGACCGUUUGGGUGGCCAGCAGGAGGAGCACCGGGUCGAUGGCUGGCUGGGGCGGCUGGGGUUGAUGAUUUCAAUGUCUGCCAGGAGAUGCAGCGCAGGCACUGGGGAUGGUGAGACCACGGAGCGUUAG
Cladocopium goreaui is the source of this 2133-nucleotide messenger RNA. The record is from the annotation of a GenBank genome assembly. NCBI's taxonomy places the organism in Eukaryota, Dinophyceae, Suessiales, Symbiodiniaceae.